GCGGCUUCCAGUUCCCUCAAGAAACCUGGGCGACAGAGGGACCUACAAAGUUUGUCCGCUCCGGGGCGCCAUACCGGCUUGGGUCCUGGCUUAGCCGGCGAGGGAGCCGGGCUGAGCCCAGAAGACCCCGAUGGCCGCGGUGUUCCUGGUAACGCUCUUUGAAUACUCGCCGCUCUUCUACAUCGCGGUAGUCUUCACCUGCUUCAUCGUCACCACCGGCCUGGUACUAAGAUGGUUCGGUUGGGAUGUUCCAGUAAUUCUGAGAAAUUCAGAAGGGGCCCAGUUCAGCACACGAGCUUUCAGGAAACAGAUGAGACAAGUGCAGAACCCUUUCGGCUUAGAGAUGGCCGGUCCGUCCUCAGCCUCGCUAGCAACAGGCAUCGUCUUGACAACAGACUGCCUUGAAGAUAGUCGUCUUACAUGCUACUGGGGGUGCAGUGUCCAAAGACUCCACGAAGCUCUUCAGAAGCACGUCUACUGCUUCCGGAUAGGCACCCCACACGCUCUAGAAGAGGCGCUGUACAGUGACUAUCUCCACCGAGAACAGUAUUUUAUUAAAAAACACAGCAAAGAAGAAAUAUAUUGCCAGUUACCGAGAGAUACUGAAAUUGAAGACUUUGGUCCAGUGCCCAGAUCUCGCUAUCCAUUGGUAGCUCUGCUGACCCUCGCUGAUGAGGAUGACCGAGAAAUGUAUGACAUCAUUUCCAUGGUGUCAGUAAUUCAUAUUCCUGAUAAGACUUACAAGCUUCCCUGCAGAAUAUUGUAUCAAUAUUUAAUCCUGGCUCAAGGUCAAUUUUAUGACCUUAAGCAACUGUUCAUGUCUGCAAACAGUAGUCCCACUCCAUCAAGUGACCCCCCUGCAGCCGACAGGGACACAGAGCAGAGCUUGCUGGAGAAGGCAGGGCUGGCUGGGAGUGACGUGGAGCCCGUGGAGGAGGGCAGCAAGGACUGCGUGGUGUGCCAGAAUGGUGCCGUGAACUGGGUGCUCCUGCCGUGCCGGCACGCAUGCCUGUGUGACAGCUGUGUGUGCUACUUCAAACAGUGUCCCAUGUGCCGGCAGUUUGUGCAAGAAUCCUUUGCACUUUGCAGUCAGAAAGAGCCGGACAAGGACGCGCUAGAAACUUCCUGAAGACAUCACAGCCAGAGCGUGGACUGUCUACACAGGUGCAGAUCUCUGUCCUUAGAGUCAGUCCUAACGUAGACUCUACAGCCAUGACUGCGGAGAGGAUUCUGUUGUCACCUCAUGCGUGUAUAGUCCAUGGAUGAUGACAAUAAAUCCUU
Acomys russatus (golden spiny mouse) is the source of this 1281-nucleotide messenger RNA. RefSeq names its product cell growth regulator with ring finger domain 1 (gene Cgrrf1). Lineage: Eukaryota; Metazoa; Chordata; Mammalia; Rodentia; Muridae. The record is from RefSeq and is a predicted model, not a curated record. The transcript has 6 exons. Gene Ontology annotation, biological process: negative regulation of cell growth. Bases 131 to 1129 code for a protein of 332 amino acids.